AUGUCAGGACUAGUGUUCACCGCUCUACUUCACCGCAUGUCCCAUGAUGCUAAUACGCUGCAGCAAUACAUUCUCAAUCACGAAAUCAGUACCGUUUCGCCUGUCCAUCUCGCGUACGAUGUCACAGUCCGCAAUGCAUCCCGAAGGAUAAUCGAGGAUUCCCUAGAAUGCAUGGAUACAGAUUACCGAUCCAUUUAUGAACUUUCCCAGAAGAUUAACAUAAUCGAACAUACCCUACGGCAACGACGCGCCGUACUUCGCAACUUCCUGAGACCUGUGGCUGCCCUUCCUGUGGAAGUUUUACAACGAAUCUUCCUGUAUGCAAUUCAACCAAAUACAUAUUUCGGUCAUGAGUAUCUUCCUUCUCCUGUCACCCUCAGUCAAGUCUGCUCAACAUGGAGACAUGCAGCUCAAUCAUAUCCUCCAAUAUGGACUGUCGUGCGAUUGGAUCCCUGUGAUCACCGUUCCUAUGCGCCCUAUGCCCGCUAUUCUAAAGGUCUCUCCUUAGAACUUCAUGAGAGAAAUCAAAUUUAUAAACGCGAAAGGGUGGCGGGCCUAGAAAGCCCUGACGUCCAGGACCGGAUAGCCGCUCUAUCUCUGUCAUUGGUUGGGGAAGACACUUGGGAAGGAUCAAGUCCCCAUGAUUUCUGGCGAGAUAGGGGAGUGUUCAACUGCGAGUCCAUCGAACGUCUGGCUCUGUUCGCAACAUAUGACGUGGACGAUCGCCCAUUUUAUUCGGAAGCUCUGACACAUCUCACAUCACUCCGUCACCUGUCCCUUGAAAACAUCUUCAUGUUAUUGUCCACCACUCAGUUAUCAAACCUCGUUACUCUCACUCUCUCCAGAGUUCACCCUGAUGGCCUGAUGUUUUCGGACUUCAUCAGUGCCUGUGCCAAUGUCCAAGAAUUGACCCUGGAUCGCUCAUACAUUUGGCAUGCCCAUGAUGCCGUUGUUCAAGUUUCAAUCCCAUCUCUCCAUAGUCUUUCCAUUUGCCAUUUAAACUUUGCUAUCGCAAGGUUCCUUGCCUUAUACAGUAUGCCGCAUCUCCAAUAUUUUUCCCUGAGUGUGGACUCCAGUUGGGACAACGAUUUGGAUAUCAUAAAUGAUAACUCCUAUGAAACCAAUGAUGCAGCUUAUCGGCCCGCGAACCUCUGCACGGUGAAGGAUUUUAUAAUAGACACGCCCACGCUCAAGGCCGUUGCCUUGAAGAGCGGUAUGGUGGCCUUGUCUUAUGUCCUCAAAAGAUUGUCGCCCCACUCGUCCCAACUGGAGCACGGCAAUCUCCCCGGCUUCACGGACCUCACCGUUUCUGUUUGGGGGCGUGUUGAACAACCUCUUGACAACAUAGUUGAUGUUCGACUCUGGCUCAAGGCUCGCUUGGAGGGCCGUCAGGCGGAGCUGGUACCGCUUCAGAGAUUAACGGUGCCACGCUUCAUAAUUGAGGAUGAUGUGGAUUGGGUUCGAAGCCGGGUGCGAGAGUUGGAACUGACCGAUUGA
Molecule: messenger RNA, 1497 nt
Organism: Cantharellus anzutake
Lineage: Eukaryota; Fungi; Basidiomycota; Agaricomycetes; Cantharellales; Hydnaceae
Exons: 2
Coding region: 1-1497 (498 amino acids)
Source: RefSeq, a predicted model, not a curated record